Parus major (Great Tit) is the source of this 5410-nucleotide messenger RNA. It is a transcript of the gene CALCRL, whose product is annotated as calcitonin receptor like receptor. Bases 375 to 1778 code for a protein of 467 amino acids. Gene Ontology annotation, biological process: angiogenesis; cell surface receptor signaling pathway; adenylate cyclase-activating G protein-coupled receptor signaling pathway. Gene Ontology annotation, molecular function: calcitonin gene-related peptide receptor activity; adrenomedullin receptor activity; calcitonin receptor activity. The record is from RefSeq and is a predicted model, not a curated record. The transcript has 13 exons. Gene Ontology annotation, cellular component: plasma membrane. Lineage: Eukaryota; Metazoa; Chordata; Aves; Passeriformes; Paridae.
UUCGCUGCUGCCGCCGCUCCGCGCUGCCAUCGGACACGCUCCCGGCGCUCCCGCAGCAGCGCUGCUCCGCCGGGAGAGCCGCCAGCCUCUGGAUUACACCCAGCGGGGCACCGCGCUCUCGGCUGCCCGCGGGCCGAGACAGCUCCCUACAGCUUCACCUGACGGCGUUUUCCUGAGAGCUCGGCGUGGUGAGUGCCGCUGCGGGCGGUCUGUCUCAUUGUUUCACCCACGAGCAGCGGUCCUGUGCCAUCGGGACACGGCGACAGUAACGCGUGUGUGAGCGCCUGGCAUUAACCUCGGCGUGGGGUACGGAAUCCGCGCCCACACAGUUUGAGUUCAUUCUACAACAUAAGAUUGUUUGCAUCAGAUAUAAAAUGACAAAAAUCUGGAUCACAUUUUUGCUGCUAUUCUUAUUGGUUAUUAUGUUCUUUGCCAGUGCAACUCCAGCUGAGGGACAUCAGAACACCUCAAUGGACUUUGCCCAGCUGAGUGUUACACGGAAUAAAAUCAUGACAGCACAGUAUGAAUGCUACCAGAAGAUUAUGCAAGACCCUAUUCACAAGAAAGAAGGUCCUUACUGCAACAGGACCUGGGAUGGCUGGUUGUGCUGGAGUGAUGUUGCUGCCGGAACAGUGUCGGUGCAGCGCUGUCCUGACUACUUUCAGGAUUUCAACCCAUCAGAAAAAGUUACAAAGAUCUGUGAUCCAAAUGGGAAUUGGUUCAGACACCCAGAAAGCAACAGGACGUGGACAAACUACACCCAGUGCAAUAUCUACACACAUGAAAAAGUGAAGACUGCUCUGAACUUGUAUUACUUGGCCAUCAUCGGACACGGUCUUUCAAUUGCAUCACUUCUGAUUUCUCUUGGCAUAUUCUUUUAUUUUAAGAGCUUGAGUUGCCAAAGGAUUACCCUGCAUAAAAAUCUGUUUUUCUCUUUUGUUUGCAACUCUGUUGUAACAAUAAUUUCACUGACAGCCGUCGCCAACAACCAGGAAUUAGUUGCAACUAACCCAGUUAGUUGCAAAGUGUCACAGUUCAUCUACCUGUACCUGAUGGGUUGCAACUACUUUUGGAUGCUGUGUGAAGGCAUUUACCUGCACACUCUGAUUGUGGUGGCUGUUUUUGCUGAGAAGCAGCACUUGAUGUGGUAUUACCUUCUUGGCUGGGGUUUUCCACUGAUCCCUGCCUGCAUACAUGCCAUUGCAAGAAGUUUAUAUUACAAUGACAAUUGUUGGAUCAGCUCUGAUACUCAUCUGCUUUACAUCAUCCAUGGCCCUAUUUGUGCUGCUCUCUUGGUGAACCUUUUCUUCCUGCUGAAUAUCGUUCGUGUUCUCAUAACCAAGCUGAAAGACACCCACAAGGCUGAGUCCAACCUGUACAUGAAAGCAGUGAGAGCCACCCUGAUUCUUGUCCCACUCCUUGGCAUUGAGUUUGUGCUGUUCCCAUGGCGACCCGAGGGCCGGAUCGCUGAGGAGGUGUAUGACUAUGUGAUGCACAUCCUCAUGCACUACCAGGGCCUACUGGUGGCUACGAUUUUCUGCUUCUUUAAUGGCGAGGUGCAGGCUGUCCUGAGAAGGCACUGGAACCAGUACAAGAUCCAGUUUGAGCACAGCUUCAGCCACUCGGACGCCAUGCGCACGGCCUCCUACACCGUGUCCACCAUCAGCGACGUGCAGGGCUACGGCUACAGCCACGACUGCGCCAGCGAGCACCUCAAUGGCAAGGGCUACCACGACAUGGACAGCGUGGCACUAAAGACUGAGAAACUCUACGGCUGAGGAGCUGCCCUGGGCCCCGUGCCCACGGCAAUCCACGGCUGGUUCAGUGACCUCAUGGCCAGAACAUCUUACCUACCUUGGGAUAUGUUAUUCUCCUGAAUGAUGCAAACUAAACCAACACGCUUCUCAUACAUAUAUGUGUGUGUUUGUGUGUGUAGCUACACACACAUAUGCAUAUGUAUGUUUGUGUUUCUGUGUAUCUAUACAGUAUGGACUUCUGUACAUAUGUAUCUAUAUAUGUAUGUGCAUUUAUAUAAGGAUACAAACUUUGCCUCUUCAGUUUCUACUGUGUAGACAAAGUUGGCAAAUAUUUGUACAAAGGGAAUCAAUGAAGGAUUUCUUAUUUUCUUGGAAGUUUGUGUAAGACUGUGCUGUGUUGAAGCCACUUCCUUUGCCUAUGGAAUCUUAGAGUGUAAAUACCAUACUCUGUUGUCUUAAUUCAACCUGAAAUAGAACAAAGCAAAAUGGUUUAAAUAGGUGCAAUAAUAGGAAGUUUUCCAGGUUAUUUUUUUGGCAUUCAUUUUUUUGGCUUUCAAAAAAGCCUGACAGGUAAUCUAGGUAACAGAUUCAAAGACAGAUACUGCUGUUUUGUUUAAAGAGAUUAAUGUUUUACUUUGGUUUGGCCAGUUCAUUUUCUUCCCACUGUUUUACAUCAAGCACAGAGACACCACUUCAGUGUGAGCCUUGAUGUACUUCUGUACCGCAGUGUAAUAUCUUGCACCAAGAUUUGAGCAAUUUUAUUUCAGCUAUUUCAGGAUAUUCAGAAGUGUCUCCUUCUCCUGAAUUGCAUGGAAGUUUCUUCUGGAUUUAAGAAAGACAAGACUGAUGAGGCCCCCCCUGUCAGAGAGCAAAGGAGUAACCUGAGUCACUGUAAGUCCCUCCAGACACUCAUAGUAACUGCAGCUGGUGGAACUUCACUGUGUGCUUAAGGAAUUUACUCAACUGGAGAAGAUCAUGUACAGAAUUUGUUGUAGCAUUGUUCUGAUUUUACUUUUACCUUUUUUCCCUGGCCAUAUGCUUCAUAACUUGUUCCUUCAUUCUUGGGGCAAAGUUUUGGUUCAUUUUGUGGCUGUUUUUGUUGUCUGAGAUGAGCGUGCAAGACUGAACACAGUGCACAUGAUAUACUACCUUUAAAGCCAGUAUAUGAGACUCAGACUAAUCAAGCAAACUAAUGUUAGUAAUUCUCAUUAUUUGGAGAAUCCAGUAUUAAGUUUGUAUUAUAAAGGUUCAAAACUUCAUGGAUUGAGAAUUUCAGCAUUAUUUUGGAUUGGUUGAUUCUGAAUCUCUGUCUCAUUUAAUUGGUUAAGAACAGUACUUUAUAUGUUGUUUCUUUGGUUCUGCUGGUGCAUAAAGGUCUCAUGGAAAACUAUGAAGUUGUCAGGAAGGUCUUGAGAAAAUGUGUCUUUCUAGAAAUUUAUGUUUUUGUUAAAUCUUUAUGCUUUAAAGAAAUAGUAGUUUUGUUAAGUGGAAUGACAAAAAUGCUCAAGAAUGAGGGCAUGAAACAAGGUGAGUUCACUGAAAAUUAAAAAUGUAAGAAAAAAUUGUAUACAUUGCAUUUGCAGAUAAGUCUACUUCAGAAGGGGAAAAAACAAAAUCAGGCAGAAGAAAAGUCCAUGCUGGAACUGUGACAGACUGUUUGGCUAAUGAACAUAUUUCUCAUGUAUGUAGUCCAGUCAAAAUUUGGAAGACAGUUCUUUCUGAGACCAGUUUGAAAUAAUUUUGCAUACAAUAUUAUUGUAUACAAAAUACCUUGAUUUUGACAUUCAAACGUUUUUGUCAGUAGCUUUUCUCUACACUUCUUUAGUGUCUAGGUAAUUUUCAGUGUUUAUUACUUUGUGAGUUCAUAAGGCAUUAAAUGCUUUGUACUUAGAAAACAUUAGGAGGAAUGUGGCGAGUUCAUGCCACUUGCACCUUUCUUUAGGUUUUUUUUUUACAGUUCUUAUGUCUGGAGUUUGAAUAGAGAAAGUGUUUUAUUAAUGAUUUAGUUUCACAAUAUAGAAUCCCAGCUAGGAUGCACAAAUAAAGACUUCUCUUCUGCAGGACUUUCUGGUCAGUGGAUGGGAAUGAUCUGAAGAAUCUCUUGGAUUGUGUAGUGUGGACUACACUGCACUCUGAGAUCUGGCAAUCAGAUGUCACAGUCUCUUAAAUUUUAAGAGUGAAAGAAUAAUGUCUGCUACAACAUGACUAUAGGUUACAGCUCUGCUUGCUGAUCUUUGUAGUGUUACUGAAAAUCUGUGCAAUGUUCUGAAGAUACCAGUGGUGCAGAAAAUCCCUGCUCCAGCGUAGCAGCUUUCCAUUUGUGGGACCAGAUCAUCAGCUGGUAUAAAUCUGUCUUGAGUUCCCUUUGCAGAAUCUGCAGGUACCACUGAGACUCAAAGCCCAGACAGGUGUCCAUUUUGACAUGCUGUAAGCCCUUUAUGGGAUAUUAUUAGACAAUUAUUUCAUGGUACCUGGUGGAUUGUUGUUGCAAUUAACACAUAGAUGUUGGUCUAGAGUGCGAUACAGUAUUAGAUUUUAAUUAAGCUUCAUUUUCUGAGAGGCAGUCCAAAUUUAACAGACUAGGGAUUUUGUCAUACUUCAAUGCAUACUUCUAAUUGCUCUCUGUCCUCUAUUAGAGAAACUCUUAAUGGUAAUUUAGGAGGGAAAAUUGUUUUUAUAGAGAAAUUAUCCUACUUCUAGGUGGACAAUCACAGCUUCCUUCUAGGCAGACACACCCCCAUCUUCACUUUUGAAAAGAAACACAUCCAGCUGGAUGUGCAAGAAAAUCUUUCUGGCUCUGAAGAGUCACAUGGUAUAGGCAGAGAUAUAUUUCCCCUCUCCUGCUGAGGAUAGAUAAUCUGUUUUCUAAUUUCCAUUGGAAAAUACCAGUUCCUUAUUUUGUCUUCCUACCUCACCUUUUUUCAGUUUCUACAUAGCUAAGAGAAGGGUCUGCUUCUUAAAAUGUGUUCCUGCCACCGUAAGUUAAAAUCAAAUCCUUAUGCUGAUUUCUCAUGGCUCUUUUCUACUUUAGAGAAUGUUGUAGUCCAUAGCUGUAUUCUCUGGGAUGGAGGUAAACUCUCUUUUGGUGGGGCUGUGAGAUUCCUUUGAACAUGCACAUUAUUAUUUGUUUAUUACCUGUUAUUAUUUGCUGUUACAUUUUUUUUUUAAUUGAGGAGUUAUUGUAUCAAUCUACAGGGGCUGCAGCAAUAGUUGUCUUAUGUUUGUUAUCUGUAACACCAGCAUGUUAUGAUUGAAUGAGAGAAAAUGUCUAUUUUUAAUGCUACUGUCUUCAUUUAAUAAAUCGCUGCAUUGCAGGGUCCCUCAGUUGGUUGUUUAAUGUUGACAUUUACGUUAUGCAGUUUUUCAUGGUGGUGAUCUACAAGAGUAUUUGGCUGUAGAAAUGCUGCAACAUGUACUCCUUAUUGAUGUCAAGAAACAUUUGGGCUGGCAACCAGGUAACAUUCAUUUAUUGUACUAUGUAAAUAAGAUUAAUAGAAGCUAUGGCAUUGUAUUUAUUGCUUACACUAAGAACAAAAUGGAAAAAAUGUGAAGUUAUUUUUUUGGUUGUUCAUUUUCACCUUGUUCAUAUGAAUCAUGCAUUUUAAUUGCUGAGAGAAGUUUCUGAUCAAUAAAAUAUUACUCCAUUUAUUCAU